AUGAAUACUCCUUCAGCAAAUAUCCUGUUCAAAUGGAAGUAUUAUCCACACGAGAGGAUUGUAAACAGGACGAUACUCCUUUCACACCAUUACUCUUCCAAAAAAUCGUACUCCAUAAGUAAUCUUACUCAUAAAGGCAGAAUACUUGACAAAUCAUGCUUUCGUCUGUCUAAUAGCACUCCAGGUGAUCCUUAUAGCUCCACUACUCAUACUUUCAUAGAACAGUAUUAUGGGGACUUCCGGACUCCUCACCAUUGA
Plasmodium inui San Antonio 1 is the source of this 258-nucleotide messenger RNA. RefSeq lists its product as hypothetical. The coding region runs from base 1 to 258 and encodes 85 amino acids. The transcript has a single exon. The record is from RefSeq and is a predicted model, not a curated record. Lineage: Eukaryota; Apicomplexa; Aconoidasida; Haemosporida; Plasmodiidae.